UAUUUCGUUACCAUCCUGUUCAAUAAAAAUGUGCCUUAGUUGUACAAUUGAACCAGACAUCUUAAAUCUAACUUGUAAGAUUGAUAAACUCCAUCUGCCAGUUUCUAUCCACAACAAUUUCGGAAAGGAAGUUGCAUUCUGUAGUCUUCCUUUCCCGUCUCCGUUAUGCAUAUCAGGUAAUAAAAAUACAACUGUACGACAAAACAUUCACACAAAUGAAACUGUGGUUACAAUCAGAGAAAUAACCGAUCAAAGAAUAAAUGGUAACUGGUCAUGUCUGCACGGAUAUGGAAGAGAUAUGUAUGAAGCAGAUCUUGAAAUCAACAUUCCAAUAUUAGAAGGACAACACAAAAGAGAACAAACUGAGGGUAAGAUAACAGUAUCUAAUUUAAUUCUGUAUUAG
Messenger RNA from Mytilus trossulus (common blue mussel), 403 nucleotides. RefSeq lists its product as uncharacterized. The coding region runs from base 29 to 403 and encodes 124 amino acids. The record is from RefSeq and is a predicted model, not a curated record. The transcript has 2 exons. Lineage: Eukaryota; Metazoa; Mollusca; Bivalvia; Mytilida; Mytilidae.